Molecule: messenger RNA, 1583 nt
Organism: Cannabis sativa
Lineage: Eukaryota; Viridiplantae; Streptophyta; Magnoliopsida; Rosales; Cannabaceae
Product: protein SGT1 homolog B
Exons: 10
Coding region: 222-1316 (364 amino acids)
Biological process (GO): defense response to fungus; protein stabilization
Cellular component (GO): nucleus; cytoplasm
Molecular function (GO): protein-folding chaperone binding
Source: RefSeq, a predicted model, not a curated record
AAACAAAUAUAAUUCAUAUAUUAGGAAAUAUUUUUUUUUUAAAAGAAUAUAUAUUAAUUAGGGGAUUGAUUGGUUUGGAAUGUGUAGAGCCACCUCGUCAAGUCAAGUUAGUCUCUUUUUUUAUUUGAAGUCUUCUCUUUCUCUUUCUGUUUCUCUCUCUAAUAACUCAAAGAAAAAACCAGCGCCUUUUUCUACUUCUACACCUUUCUACUCCCGUCGAUAUGGAUUCCGAUCUCGAAAAACAGGCCAAGGAGGCUUUUAUUGAUGAUCACUUCCAACUCGCCCACGACCUCCUCUCCCAAGCAAUCGAUGUUUGCCCCACCAAACCCGACCUUUAUCUCGACCGUGCCCAGGCCAAUAUCAAACUCGACAAUUUCACUGAGGCUGUUGCAGAUGCAAACAGGGCGAUUGAGUUGGAACCGUUAAAUGCAAAAGCCUACCUGCGAAAAGGAAAUGCUUGCAUCAAGCUUGAAGAAUAUCAGACUGCCAAGGUAGCCUUGGAAAAGGGAGCUUCUUUGGCUCCAGGAGAUGCUAGAUUUACUAAUUUGAUUAAAGAAUGUGAUCAGCGUAUAGCAGAGGAAACUAGUGAUCUACAACAGAAAUUAUUGGAGACAACGAGUAGCACAAGUGUGUCUAUAGAAGAUGUUCAGCCUGUUGUUGCUGUCGACAACUCUCCCACUGAGGUGACAGUUACACCUGCUAAACCAAAAUACAGGCAUGAACACUACCAAAAGCCAGAAGAAGUGGUAGUGACAAUAUUUGCUAAGGGUGUACCUGCUAAAAAUGUUUCAGUCGAUUUUGGUGAACAAAUACUAAGUGUUAGCAUUGAUGUUCCUGGGGAGGAUUCAUAUCAUUUACAGACUCGCUUGUUUGGAAAGAUUAUACCUGAGAAAUGCAGAUAUGAUGUUUUGUCAACUAAAGUUGAGAUUCGGCUUGCAAAGGCUGAAGCAAUACAGUGGGCAUCACUUGAAUUCAGCAAAGAUAGUGCUGUUCAUCAAAGGGUCAAACCUUCAUCGUCAGUGGCUAUAACUGAAAGGCCAACUUACCCAUCAUCAAAAUCUAAGGUAGAUUGGGACAAGCUCGAGGCUGAAAUGAAGAAACAGGAAAAGGACGAGAAGCUGGAUGGCGAUGCAGCUUUGAACAAAUUCUUCCGGGAUAUAUAUCAAGAUGCUGACGAGGACACAAGAAGAGCCAUGAGCAAAUCAUUCGUGGAGUCUCAUGGAACUGUGCUGUCGACAAAUUGGAAGGAAGUCGGUUCGAAGAAGGUGGAGGGAAGCCCUCCCGAUGGUAUGGAAUUGAAGAAGUGGGAGUACUAAGCGAUGGAUGCUCUAUUUGUUGCAUUGGAUAUGAUUGUUUUUGCAAGCAUGUCGAUUUUGUUGAGGACAUUGCUUAUCAAAUAUGAUUUAUUUUCUCUUAAUGGAUGGUUUGCUUGCAUGUCUUGUUCAAGUUUUUCAUCACAUUGUUCCUGUGAUUAUCCAUGUACUUAACAUUUUUUUCCCUUUUCUAGUCUUUAACUUGUUCUUAAGUGUCAAUAUCUUUUUCUUAAUUCUGUUUGAAAUUUAAAUCUGUACUUAUUUUGUUCA